GUCUGAAGACAGCUACUGUGUACUCAUAUAAAUAAAUCUAAAAAGGAAAAAGAAAAAAGAAAUGGAUUUGAGAAAAGUUUUAUUAGAAUUUGAGAGGAAAAAACCCAACAGGGUUGGCAAUCUCUGAAUCCUGGCAGCUGCCAGGAGGAGGGAGAUGGAGAAGAGGAGGAAGAGAUUGGCAUCUGGGUCUGAGGAUGCUGGUUGUUCAUGGUUGCUCAGCUCUGGAGGUUGGUGAAUGCCUACAUGACAGAAUGGGAAGGGGGACUUCCGAAAAAAAAAGCAGGAAAAGCCCAGAGUGUCAGGGAAAACACCAAAAGGCUUUGGCUCGUAUUCAAAAGUAGGAAGAACAGAAAGAAGGUACACAGUUUGAGUUAGAACUUAGAAACAGGCAGCUUCAUGCACUGCUGUAUGGAGAGAGUGAGUUUAAGAGGCUGCUCAGAGGGAGGGCCUCUGGGAAGGUCUCAGUAAGAGCAUAAUUAUUCCUCCCAUCGCCUUAGCUUGUCAUCAGCUGAAGCAGCUUUCCUAAAGAGUGCUUUCCUGGGCAAGUGAUUGCCAAGCCUAGCUGGAUUAACUCUUAAUGAGUAACUCUUAAUGAUGUAACCUUUCAUCUCUGGAGCAGAUCAGAAUGUCUUGUUUCUAUCAAGGACCAGAGGUAGAACUGGACUAAGCAGCCUUCCCCUAACAGAUCUCAGCAAAACCCUAAAACCUUCACCUUGUCAUAUCAUAAUUUAAAUCUUAAGUGGGGGAAGAUGUAAUAUUCCCCUUUUUAGAGUUAACAGGGAAGUGGGAAGUGAGGUCCAACAUGAAGGGGAAUCCUGUCUUCCAUGGCCUCCAAGCCUGGUAAUUAUUCCUCUUUAGUUACAUAACACCACCACCCUGAGGUAAAGAUUUUAAAAAUGUGUUUUUUUCCCCCAAGUAUAUCUUUUAUAAUUAGGUACUUGUCUUGUUGCUGUGAUAUAAUCCCUGGCAGAAGUAACUUAAAGAUAAGGAAGGCUGUACCCUCCUUAGUUUAAGGAUACAGUCCAUCAUAGCGGGGGACUUCAUGGCAGCAGGAGCUUGAGACAGUGGUCAUAUGGCAUCUGCAGUCAGGAAACAGAGAGCCUUUUUAUGUGGGUGAGGAGCUAAGGUGGGUCUCCCCACAUUAAAUAAGUAACCAAAUGCUUUUUGACAGACACACCCAGAGGCUUUGCUUCUAGGUCCUGUCAAUUGUAAGUAUCUCAUCUGUUACAUCAUUCGGCUCUCUGAAAGUGUAUCUUCCUGUAAGACAGAAGUUUUGUUUUUCCCUCCAUCUUGAGGGUCAAGUCUGAGUGAUACUGGAGUGAACUUUCUCAUCAGUAUAUCCUUCUGCAUAUCUUGGAAUUGUUCCUUGGGAACAUUCCUAGAAGCAGAUGUGCAGGGUCAGAGGAUGGACCUUGUUAGGGCAUUUGAUGAAUAUUGAAAAUGUACUCCUAGUGCCUCAUUUGAUGUUUGGCUGUCACCGCUGUAUUCUCUAGUGUAAAUGUCAGUGGCCAAUUAUUUAUCCAUUUAUCUUAAAGGAGCUUUAGACUUCUGCCUUUGGUCCCUAGACAUCUUGUUCCCAGGCAAACUUCCCAGAAUGUAUUUAUUUUAUUCAGGAUUUUCUUUGGAUUCCAUCUCUUGGUGAUUUUUGCGUAUCUACGACUUUCUCCUUGUCCUUUAACUAUGUCCUGCAGUGUCUUUGCUAGGAUUCUUGAUUAACUAGACAUCUUGAAGUCUAGAGCUCCUGGAAAGGGACUGCCAGCUUCAGUGUAUUUCAUUAGUAAUGCUCGCUGAAGUCUGGCUUGAGAAUCUCAGUGUUUAAGGAAAAUGAAUACUUGCGAAUGGAUUAUAUUUAUAGUGUGCUAGAUGAGAGGGCUUUAUCCUUACAAAGGGCUGGGGAAGUGUGGACAAGGGACAUAUCAUAUGUUUUUUGGAGAUUCAUCUGUGAAGAUAAGGAUUUCUUCAGCAUUAGGAAGGCUGUGCCAAGGAGGGGGAAGGACACACUCAGGGAUGAAGGCCCAAAGGGCAGAGGCUAUUUGGAGAAAAGAUACAAGCCUUCAUGGUGGUGCCUUGGGUUCUGUGGGGAUUGGAGAGAGGCACGGGCGGAUCAGAUUUUAAGAGUCCUGUUAUAUCCACCUAUGAAGUUUAAACUCAACCCGUCUGGAAGGCUGAGAAUUAGUAGGCUCUUGGAGCAAAAAUCCUUGAUAGACAGGUAGCAGUGAACCAGGCUAGAAGAUCGUUGUAGCCUACAGCAUGAGAGCGGCUGGAGGCCUGAGCUACUAUGGUGUAGGAGGGACCAGGGUGGAGCAGAGGGGCUGUUCAAGAUACAUUUUUGGCAGAAAAUCUGCAGGUGACAUAUGGCUUUGUGCAAGCUCUCUCUCUCUCUCUCUCUCUCUCUCUCUCUCUCUCUGUAUGUGUGUGUGUGUGUGUGUGUUGUGGGAAAAUUUGUACCCUAUCUGUUUCAUAGAAAUUUUCCACUUAGCAAUCUAUAAGUGCUCUACGCAUGGGACAUCUUAAUUAUAUUUCUAUCAUACUAGGGUGGUGGCUCAGUGGGUAAAAACAGUACUGUGGCAUGCCUGACAACCUGACUUUGUUCUCUGGAACCUAUGUAAAUAGCUGGAUGUGGUUUACAUCUCUACUUGCAGUCCUGUGGCAAGCUGAGAGGUAGAGAUAGGAAAUUCCCUCAAACUCGCAAGCUAGAUAGCCUCAAGUAUGUAUGUAGCACACAGAAGACAUAAGGGGAAAGCCCUGACUCAAAACAAUGGAAGGCAAGAACGGGCUCCCGAAAGCUGUCCUCUCAGCUGCGAGCAUGCCAUAGCCCAUGCACACCAGUGCUCUCUCCCCCCACCCCCAACUUUCUCUGGCUCUCUCUUACACACAACGAUAGAAAAAUGUCUGCAUGUGGAUAUUGCAUGAAGUGAUGGGUUUCAUAAUGAUAUUUUAUUGGAAUACUUAAUUUGAACAUAUUCACCUCUUUCAUCUUCUAUUGUCCCCCCUUCCAGUAGUCCCCUCCUUCAUCCCAAAGAGUCCUCUUAACCUUUCAUGCCAUAGGUAUGUGUGUAUACAAGUGUAUAUGUACAUAUAUAUGCAUGUGUAAUGCAUGUAUAUGUACAUAUAUAUGCAUGUGUAAUGCAGGUUCUGCACAUAAGAGAAAACAUGCAAUAUUUGUCUGAGUCUGACUUAAUUUGCUUAACUUGAUCAUCUCCUGUUCCCUUCGUUUUCCUACAAAUGUCAUAGAUUUUUUUCUUCUUUUUUUUAUUUUUUUAGUUUUUUUAUUUUAUUCUUUUUUAUGGCUGACUAUAACUCAUGCAUUGUGCAUGCAUUAUAUUUUAUUUAUUCAUUGCAGCUAUAAAAAAUUAUUGAUAGUGGUGGUGUUUAAGAAACCCUUCCAUAGAGGACUGUUCUAUGAAUGAAGUGGGCUAGUGUGCAAAGCAUCUAAGUGCUAGGCAGAUAGUUUGUUCUUGGUUGACCAGUGCUUUAUCCUCAUCGGUUUGUCUCCCAGACCAUGGAGACACUUCCUUUUUAAAGGUGCUCCUGCACCCAAUGAAAAGUGAGUCUGAAUAGCUGAGAGAAGGGUCCAAUUUGACAUGGUAGUCUUCCGCAGGAGGAGAUAUGUCUGUGGUAGGUCUCUGGUCUCUGGGAUGAAGGACCAUCAGGGGAAGUGCUUAGAUUCGUUCUGGAUAAUAGCUCUGAUCUCUGGGUGCAUGACUAGGCUGCAUUGCAGGAUUGGCUCUGUGGGUGAUGGGGUGAGGAUUGGUGGUGAGGGCGAGGUAGGAGACAGAAGAGGUUGAUAAGGAGCCCUUCCUGUCCAGGAAGCCAGACAUGGGAAGGCUUCAGCUGAGAAAGUCCUCGCUUUGGAGAACACAAACUGGAGGACUGUGGCGCAAACCCCAGACUGGGUGAUGUGUUGCUUUUGUGGAUGGCGGACGACAGAGGGAUCUUCUUUACGAAUGCCAGCACACUGGGUCUGGAAGGACCUUUUUUAGAUCUGUAGUGCAAACCUGCUUUGCAGACCGAAGCUCCUGCCUCAGAGAGGAUUAAUGAGCAGGAGGGCCGUUUUCUCUUCCAACAACAGAACGCGGGAUGUGCAGGUGCUGCAAGCCGCUGUCAAGCACCUGCCCCCAGACGCUCUGAAAUGGAUGAGUUCUGCUUGAAUUAAUCACGAGGGGCUGCUCUCUAAGCAGCGCUCCCCGCCCCCACUCACCACCUGUUGGUGGAAAAUGACAUCCCUCCAGCCUGUCACAGAGCAGGUGAGAGAGCACUGAGAGACAAGUCAGAGGUUUGCUUGUUUUAAUGAUUGCCAAAUGCAAUUUUGUGGAUUAUUUUUAAUCUUUCAUACAUGUUUGAUUUCAAAUCUACUUCCCAUUUCUGAGAAAUAAGAGUAUAAAAUACAGAGGAUGUGAAGAAGAUAUUUUGUCUCGAUUUUUAAAAAUAUGCUGUGGAGAUCUUAGGCCUUCUUUAUUUUCAUUCUUGUUAGGCUUAAAAAAAAUUUUUUUUUUUUUGAGAGGGUUUCUCUGUGUAGCCCAGGCUCUCCUGGAACUCACUCUGUAAACCAGGGUGGCCUCAAACAGCCUCUGAGUGCUGGGAUUAAAGGUGUGUGUCAUCACCAAUGGCUAUUUUUUUUUUUUAAGACAGGAUCUCUAUAUAAUCCAUGCUGGCCUCAAAGUUGAGAUUGAGUCUGAGAGAUUACUUUUGAGUUAUUUAUUCUUCUGUCUUUAGCUCUUAAGUCCUGGGAUAGAGCUGAGUCCAUCACCAUUAUCGUAGGUUUUCCUUGGUGUGUGCUGAAUAAGCGCUCUGUCUCCUGAGCAACAGCCCCAGACCUGUACUCAGCUUUACAACUCUACUUCAAAUCCAUGGCAUGGGUCCAGCCAGCCUUGGAACUUGCCCCUGGCCUUGCCUGGUAAGGUCUGAUAGUCAGAGAUUUUAUCUGUCCUGACAGCAGCUCUGAUUUAGAGUCAGGGGACCAUUGUAAGAGCAUUCAGGUGCAGCAUGACCUGAGGCGAAUCACUGCUCGGUUACAGUACUGUCUCUAGAAAGUGGAGAGAAAUGACUGGCUCCUCCUGCUUCCUGGUGAAGAUGCCCUGAGUGUAGCAAGAUUAACUCUAAACUGUGCAAAUGUGUGAGAGCUUUGCUUUUAUCCAUGUCAAAAAUAUUGUUUGACUCUCGCUUUGCCUUUCAUAUAGUAGACACUCAAUUGUGAGAGAUGUUAGUCUUAAAGACCUGAGAUCUUUUAGACACUGCUACACUUCAGCUUGGUUUAACAGAGACAGCUAUGAUGUACCCAAUGAGCUGGGAGGCGCAGCCCAGAGGUGUGGUGGGAUAUUUAUUUCCUCCCUACAGCUUAGUCACAUGAAGGAAUAAAACAGGGCAGAGGAAGAAAAAUGGAGGUGUAUGCGUUUAUGGUGUGUAUGCCCAUGGCAUGGGCAUGUUUAUUUUCUCAUACCCAUGAUUACAUGUGUAGAGGUUAGAGAGAGAUGGGCAUGAGCAACCAAGUAAUUCCUUUGUGACAGAGUCUCUGUACUAGAUGCUAGUCUGAUGGCAGUAAGCCCUGGAAUACUCCUGUCUCUUCCACACAGUACUGGGGUUUCAGGCACACGUAGCAGGCAGGUCUGGCUUUUUACAUGUGUCGGUAUUAUGAACUCAGGUCCUCAAGUGUGCACAAGAAGCAUUCUUACCAAACUACUUCCCAGGUUCUUUCAAAAGUUUUACACGUUUGUGUAUAUAUAUGUGUACAUGCUAUGGUAUACAGGUGGAUAGCAGAGGGCAACUUGUGGAAUUUGUUCUCUCCUCUACCAUGUGGGGCCUGGAGAUCAUCAGACAUGGUGAAGAGCCAAGCCAUCUUGCCAGUUCUGCCUCAGUUUUGGUUCAAGUGUAUUGUGUAUCUCCAGCUGACUGGCUCCCUAGCUUAGGAUGAUGAACUUCUGACAUGCCUGCUUCUACUCUUACGUGUUGCGAUCACAAGUUUUAUGCAGAAUUGGGGACUAUAUUAGUCUAAGUUCUAUAAAGGAACAGUACUAUAUGUGUGUCCAGUGCCCUUGGAUGCUAAAAUAGGGUGUUAGAUUUCCUGGAACCAGAGCUUUGGAUGGUUGUGACAUACUAUGUGGGUGCUGGGAUUUGAACUAGAGUCCUUUGGAAUAGCCUCUACCCUCUAUCAUAUCUCUCUCUCUCUCUCUCUCUCUCUCUCUCUCUGUCUCUGUCUCUCUCCACACAGAUACAGACACAGACACACACACAGACACACACACACACACACACACACACACACACACACACACACACGGGAUUUAUUAAAUUGGUCUACAGGAUGCAGUCUAGUUAGUCCAACAAUAGCUGAACCAGUAGGCAGUCUGGUAGUUGCUUCAUCCAUUAGCUGGAUGUCUCAGUAGUGCUAAUCUGGCACGGAAGACCUGGAGGGUUCCUGGAGAGCUGUUGCUUUUCAGGGAUGUUGGAGUCUGGAGGAGUAGGUUCUAGAGAGUAAGAGCAAGCAGGCAAAAAGCGAAGGUUCUUUCAUGUCCUUUUAACUUGGCUGCCACCAGAAGAUGCCAUCCACAUUGAGAGUGGGUCUUCCUGUUUCCAAUAAUCUGAUCAAGAAAAGCCUUUGCAGGAGUGCUUAAUAGCUUGCACUUUAGUGGAUUCCUGACACGUCACGUUCAUAACCAAGAUUACCCAUGACGGUUGAACCCAGGCCUUCCUGAAUGCGAGGCAAGCACUCCACCAACUGAGCUAUAGCCCAGGCCUCAAAGCAGAUUUAUUUAAAAACAAUAAUUUAUUUAUUUAUGUUUCAAAUGUUGCCCCUUAGUCCCCCCUUCCAGAGUUCUUCACUCUAUCCCCCCCUUCCCUUCAAAGCAGGUAUUUUAAAGGAUCAUCUCUCAGUGAACUAGGAAAACUGUCUCGUUUUCCUUGUGUUUUGGAGACUACAUAGAAUAGAAGAAGCUAUAAUUUGAGAGUUGGAAGUUAUAUUCUUGUCUAGAGAAAGCUAACUCUCACAGCCUGUCCAAGGCCAACUAUUGUUGUUUAUUUGAUAACAUUCCAAGAAUAUUUUAUAGAAUAUACAGAUAUAGAACUAUAUCUACCAUCUCCCUUUCAUAUGCUAUUCUCCAUUUUUUUGUUGUUGUUUGUUUUGUUUUUUUUUGAGACAGAGUACCCUGUAUGUAGCCCUGAUUGUCCUGGAACUCAUUCUGCAGACCAGGUUGGCCUUGAACUCACAGAUAUCUGCCUGCCUCUGCCUUCUGAGUGCUGGGACUAAAACUGUGCACCACCACAGACCAGCUAGUCUCCGUUCUUCGCCUUACUUUAAUAAAUUUUACAGAUAGAUGUGUGGAGCAGGCUAUGUGGUUUGUUAAUGUCUGGUUGCCGUGCUUUAUAUGACCAUUUCUGUACAAGUGGGCUUUUAUUUUUCAUAUAACUACCAUCAGAAAUAUAACAUUUUUGUAAUGACUAUCUUUCUACCUGUGCCAUUGUUUAUGGAUAUAAAUGUGCAGGUGUGAUAGAUCUCUGAAAGUACAUUUGAUGGUAUAACCAUAUGGUUCAUUUAGUGGCAUAACCAUAUGGUUCAGGAUGCUUCAGCUUUCUUUUUUAUUUAUUGUUUUUGUCAUCUAGGCACUUGAAAAAUGUACUUCCCUAAAAAAUAGAUUCAUUUUAUUUUAAUCUGUACUUGUGUCUGUGUCUAGCACAUGUGUGUGCAGGUGCCCAGGGAGACCAGAAGAAGGCAAUGGACCCCUGGAAUGUGGCUUCUAGCCAUUUGACUAGCAUGUUGGAAAACAAGCUUGGCUUCUCUGGCAGAGCAUUGACCCAAUGAUUCAUCUCUUGAGCCCCUAAAACUUGCUUACUUGUGUUAGUUUUCAGUUUUACAGCUCUGAUUUUUUAGUGAUUGAAUCUUUCUAAUUAUAAGGUCUUAUGCAUAUAUAAAAUGGUUUUCAUGCUGGGCAGUGGUGUCGACCGCCUUUAAUCCCAGCACUUGGGAGGCAGAGGCAGGCAGAUUUCUGAGUUUGAGGCCAGCCUGGUCUAUAGAGUGAGUUCUAGGCCAGCCAGGGCUACACAGAGAAACCCUGUCUUGGAAAAAAAAAAAAAAAACAAAAUCAAAUAAAUAAAUAAAUUAGUUUUCAUUAUUUGUACCUUGAAUCCAUCUAGAAUUUAUUUGAAUUAUGAGACAGAAUCUGAAUUUCAUUUCAUCUUUCUUUCUUUUUUUUUUAAAAAAAAGAUUUAUUUAUUUUAUGCAUGUGAGUACACUGUCACUCUCUUCAGACACACCAGAAAAGGGCAUCCAAUCCCAUUACAGAUGGUUGUGAGCCACCAUGUGGAUGCUGGUUAUUGAACUCAAGACCUCUGGGAAGGGAGUCAGUGCUCUUGACCACUAAGCUAUUUCUCCAACUCCCUGAAUUUCAUUUCUUUCCAGAAAUAUCUAGGGUUUGUUUGUUUGUUUGUUUUGAUGCAUGCUAUGGCUGUAUAGUCUGGUUGGCCUAGAACUUCGUGUGUCGGCCAGCUUGCAGCUAUCUGUCUGGCUAGUCUCCAGAAUGCUGGGAGCUAUAGCUAAGAAUUGGGUUGAAUUUAGGUGACCUUUUUACUCAUUAGCUGUAUGAUUUUAAGAUUAAAAAAAAUACGUCUAUGUGUGUGUGUGUUUAUCUAGGUGUGUGCAUAAGCCAGAACUGGGCAUUGGGUUCCCUGAAGCUGAGUUAGAGGAGAUUGCUAUGUCUUUUGCCUUCUGUGUCCAGCCAUCCCAGGCCCUGCUAUCCCAGUAGGAAGUAAUCUUAACCACUAAGCCACCUCUCGGUUCUAUGAUUUUUAACAAAUUAACUUAGCGCUUCAAUUUCUUUAUCUGCAUAUUGGAACUAGUACUAAUAAUGUGCUGUUGAGAAGAUUAAAUAAGAUUCUAUAUGGAAAAAAUUUAGCCCUAUUCCCAAUAUGGUGUGUUAAGGUCAUGAUUUAAAUCCUCAGAAACCCGUGAAAACAUACUAUAUUUUGUCAAAACAAAGUCCUAGAGGGCUGAAGUAGUUACUUGUGACUCAUCAGUGUGACUUAGGGUGAGUCACUCUCUUAUCUAACCCCUGUUUCCUCACCUGAUGGAUGAUACAGUCAGUCUAGAUCAUGACGCUGACAGAGGUCCUUAUUAGAUCACAUGUUCAAAUAUCUUGUAACCUCUGAAGGGCUACGUAACAAAAUGUUAGGAUUUAUUUCCUGAGACAGAAGUAGCCCAGCACCGGUGGCUGUCUGACAUAUGCCUGAGGAGAAUAAUUAACUUGCAGCAAUACAAAAUUAGCAUCCGAUGUCAAGCAAGUAAGAUUGCAGCGCUGAUGAUGGUAAUGGUUAGUGAUUGCAUCUUUGUAAUUAAGCAAUAAUGAGCUCCCUGGGACAGAACCUUGUUAGAGUGAAGAUGGAUCAGAAGCCUUCAGUUUAAUGUAUACUCAUUGUACACAGCAGCAGGUUAAGCAGAGAAGAGGCAGUUGUUGAAGCACAGUCCUUCGUGGAGUCAGGUGUGAGUGUGGUACCUCUGGCCUGUUCCUCGGGUGCCCUGACCAUUUGCACUCUCUGAGGUAGUAAUAUAAAGUCACUUGGGUUGUAGGUAAACAGUGCUUUUAGUGUAAGUAUGCCCAUAUAACAUUUGGCCCACACUUAUAUUCCAUUCCCACCACCACAUAUACAAGUUUAUACAUGUCUCUCAUAGCAUAUUUGUCAGGAGGCACACAUUAGAUUAAAUGCAUGAAAUAGUAAAACAUAUGUAUUAAUAUCUGAAAUUGAAAUUUAAGGGCUGUCCUGGCCCUCUGCUACGUUUUCGGAUCUGGCAGCUCUACCCAGGCAGUCCUGAUUCCAAGUGGUAUAAAACUGCAUUGACCACCCUAAGGCUUCACAGUACCCCAGUGGCAGGGGAUCUUAAAAGGCUAUGGGAGGGAAGAAUUCCCAGCUUACGUCAUGCUUGGUAAAUCUAGGGUUAAACAGUGGUGACUGUUUACUGUUUUGUUUUGUUUUGUUUUGUUUUGUUUUGUUUUGUUUUGUUUUGACUUCUGUCAGUUUCCAGAGUAUUAAAAGUUCCUGGGUUCCAGCAGUGAGUGUUUCUCAGUGGUACCACUGUGAGACUCCUGCACACACAUUGUCUCUCACCUUGAGUGUUUGUGAAACUGAACGAGUGUUGAGUGUCUCUGGUGGCCAUUCCCCUCUGCACACCAUGAGUUCAGACAGAACUUAGCGACAGCAGCAAAGAUCUUUCUGUAAUGUUGUGGUACUAUUGAGUUUUUAAUCCACAAUGUGAUAAUAAAACAAAUACACAGACAUAAAGGCUAUGUAAACUAAAAGGUUAGAAACAUGUAUAUAGAAGUGUGAACUAAUUGUACCCAGAAGGAAGACAUUGUGGGUAAUUUCCUUUCUUUUUGUCUGUAGUGCCUGCACUUAUUAGAGGAGAACACAAAUACAUUGAAAAGGGAUACUUUCCCAUAUUUUAUUACCCAGCAACUCAAUGAUGAGGGCUCAGGGACUUUAGUAUCAUCUAAGUUUUAUGGAUUCUUUUGACUUCAUUACCUGGAUGAGACGUGCUUUUGGGCAAUGGGGUUGGUGCUUAUAAAUCAGCCUCUUACAUUUAUAGACUGAGGUAAAGCUCUAGGAAGGGAAAAAAGACCCAAGACACAGCGUACUUUCCUUUUCUUAUCUCCUGCUUUCUUUUUCCCCUCUCUCCCUUCCUCUUUCAUCUUCCUCCCUUCUUAACUCCUCUUGAGACAGAAGCUUACUUAGUAGCUCAGGUUAGCCCUAAACUAUGUAGGCCAGGAUGGCUCUUGACAACUUUCUUCCUCAGCACACCAGUGCUGGGUUAGAGGUGUGAUCCGAGUUCUUACCUUCCCCUUCCUCCUAGUUGUUUUGAGAGACCAUCACUAUCUAAUUAACCUAGGCUGGCCUUGAACUGUUGCUGUGCCUCCUGCCUCAGCACUCCAAGUGUGGGGUUAUAGGUGUGAUUACCAUGGUGAUCUUAGGAACAUAAUUUGUGAGCAAAGACAAGUUCUCUAAAUUUUUCUGGGGACAGAACUGGGGUUUAGAACAUAGAGGAGGGGACAUGACUUUUGAGCUUAUCUAAUUUACUGAACCUCAAAGGGCAAAGGGAAAAUGUAUGACUAGGCAACAGUGAGCAUGCGUGGGUGUGCAACAGUGACCAUGUGCGGAUGGGCACCAUGAGUGUAGUGUUUUAAAGGAUACCUAAAAACAUGGUGUAUGUUGCCAAAUCUGUUACUCAGGAUGGUUUUCUUUAAGCCUUUAAAAACAUACUCAAUUACAUUUCUCAUAUGUUUAAACAGUCCCUUCUUCUUUUUCCUUAUCUAUUUUCUUUUCCUUUUUGUAUCUUCACAGAUGUAUCCACUGGUGUUGGACUAUGUAGUAAUGACAGUAUUUGGGAUCCCACUUGUUCAUCUCAGCAGUGUUCCUAUUUAUCCUCAUCCCCUAGGCUUGGCACUUAGCUAUAUAAGUGAAUGGUGAAUGAGUUAUGGGAGUGGUAUUUGAGGGGAUCCAAGUCUAGUUCCCAAAGAGAGUGUGCUGGCAGACAGAGCCACAGCAAACAGCAGCACAUGGCCUGGGAUCAGUGUGCAGACUCAUGACGGGGGUGGGGGGGUGGGGUUGGUGCUUUAGCAGCAAGGGCUUUCUAGACCAUUGUCUUUAGAGGACAUGGGGAACAUUUGCCUGAACUUCAGACAGAGAUAGAGACACUGUUGAUCACAAGAGUAGAGGUAGCAGUAUUCUGGUUUGGGGCAAAAUGGCUCUUAGGUCAUAAGGGUAUCUACAUUAUAGUGUUGUUGUGUAGAUCUUGUGAAUAAAUACAUGGAGAAGGCCCAGUACACAUUAAGCCUCAGUAUUACACAUUAUUACUACAGUAGUUAGCAGAAUGGAAAAUUCCUACAAUACGCUUGCUCAGUAUGCAAGAAAUUUGCUCUGUAGACAAGGUAUCAUUGUUAUUGUCACUCUAGGGCUGGGUUAAUCUGCUUCUGAGAUUUGCCCUCCUGGGAUCCUGUCUCAUCACAGUGAUUGGCAAUGCCUGGGCUGCUUACAUGAUGGGCCAAAUAAAAUGGACUUCCUCAGCUAGGUAAUGUGUUUCCUCUUAGAAAUGGAGCAAUCACCUCAGCCUGUAGCCUGAAGCACACAGUCCUUCCUGGCUGUAUCUCCCUAACCCUGCACUUGUACAGAGACCCAACUUGUUUGUCCCGGAGGUUCAUUUAGCAAAAUGUUCAGGGUUGGAUUGUUCGUAGCUCAGUGGUAGAACAUACAAUUAGCAUGUUUAAGACUCUAGAUUCAACUAUAAAUACACAAAAUAAAGCAUUCAAUGAAGCAUUAAAGUUAAUUUCUUUUAGAAAGAGUAUCUUUUUUACAAAAGAUUUAUUUAUUAAUUUUAUAUAUGUAAGUAUACUGCCACUCUCUUCAGACACACCAGAAAACGGCAUCAGGUCCCAUUACAGAUGGAAUAAGCCACCAUCUGGUUGCUGGGAAUUGAACUCAGGACCUCUGGAAGAAUAAUCAGUGCUCUUAACUGCUGAGCCAUCUCUCCAGCCCCCUAGAAAGAGUAUCUGAACCUUUGUUUUGUAGUAUGGUCCAGGUGGUAAUCAUGUGAGCCAAGGUUGAUGAUGACUGAGCCUCUCUUUCAUAUCAUAAGGGUAUAAUUUGGGUAUAUAACCUUCCUUUAGGAGCCUACUUUUUCAGGUGUGUGUGUGUGUGUGUGCGUGCGUGCACACACGUGCCCUAGAGUCUCUCUCUCUCUCUCUCACACACACAUAUGUGUGUGUGUGUGUGUGUGUGUGUGUGUGUGUGUGUGUGUGUGUGUGAUUUCUUGCUUUGUUUCUUUGACAUCUGGCAAAAAUUAGAAUAAGUGUGUCAAAGCAUCUAUGCACAGGCAACAGAGGUAGCCCACUCCCAUUUUUCAGUUUCUGACUUACGAUAGUGAUGAUACCUGCUCCACACAGCUGCAGGCCCCCCUGCUAUCUUGUGCUCAGUGCUGAGGCUCCUUUCCCCUUUUUAAUUUUAGUUUUGAGACAGAGUUUCUAUAUGUAGCCUUGGCUAGCUAGCCUGGGAUUCUACAGUGUAGACUGGGUUGGUCCUGAAUUUGCAACAGCUGUCCUGCCUUUGCUUCCUAACUUCUGGGAUUACCAUGUGCUGCCUUCUUUGGGUUUUAACAGCAAAUUUUUAACUGAUGUACUGUCUCUCUAAGCAUUAUUGGGAGCUUAGCAUUGAUUCUGCUUUAGGCAGUAUUAAAAAAGGUUUUGAAUUUGAAGCUAGAGGGGGAAUAGAAAAUCAAAGACUGUCUUAGUUAGGGUUUCAUUGCAGUGAAGAGAUACCAUGACCAAGACAACUUUGAUAAAGGACAACAUUUAAUUGGGGCUGGUUUACAGUUUCAGAAGUUCAGGCCAUUAUCACCAUAGCAGGAGGCAUGAGAACAUCCAGGCAGGCAUGGUGCUGGAGAAGGAGCUAAGAGCUCUACAUCUUGAUCCAAGGCAUCCAGAAGGAGACUGUCUUCUGCAGGUAGCUAGGAGGAGGCUACCUCCCUCACUGGGAAGAGCUUGAGCAAUAGGAGCCUCAAAGCCCACUCCCACCAUGACACAUACCUGCCAACAAGGCCGUACCUACUCCAACAAGGCCACACCUCCUAAUAGUGCCACUUCCCAUGGGCCAAGCAUAUUCAAACCACAACAAAGACUCACAUAUGAAGUGCCUAACCUGUUCAAUCCAUUUCAUUCUACUUCAACUCUUCCUAUGCCCCAGGCCUGGUGAAAGUCACCAGUGGGAAAAUGAGCCAAGGUUGAAUUAGACUCUCAGCUCCUCUAGUCAUGAACUAUAGGAGCUCAGUACUUUCUUCAUGAUUUAGAAACCUACUUUAUUAAAAAUUUAAAACUAAGAAUACAUUAUAUCUGUUGUACUAUGGACCAUCAAAAAUGACAUUCUUCAGUGGUUCUAGAGAAAAAAGUAUUCUCAAAGAAGUAAUGCAUUUGUCUUAAAAAUUCAUAUUAGUUUGUCUCACCAGGACCACUUAGGUGAAGGAGAUAGAGGAAUAAUAUCUUAGCCUAGCUGUGGUAGCACACGCCUUUAAUCCCAGCACUUGGGAGGUAGAGGAAGGAGGAUUUCUGAGUUUGAGGCCAGCCUGAUCUACAGAGUGAGUUCCAGGACAGACAGGGCUUCAUAGAGAAACCCUGUCUUGAAAAACAAACAAACAAACAAUAUCUUAAAGUACUGACAAUGUAAUUAUAAAAUUUCAGUUGAAUAUAAUUCAUAGUAUUUUUGUUAUUUAACUUUUCUUGUGCCUUCACGUCUUUAUCUGUCAAGUUAAAACUGUCAGCCAUGUCUGCUUCAUAGGACUGAUGUGAGGUUAAAUAGUUACUGUUGUGAGGUGGUGCAAAUGAUGGAGAGCAUGGUGACGAGGAUGGUCAUUCCAGGACCUUGGUUCAGCUAGACACAGUAUGUGUCUCAGCACACAUUUGCUGAGAGCUGCUGGAGGAGUAUAGACAGAUACACAUAGUUAAUGUAAGCAAAUUAUGGUACAUACAUAACUCUGUCUAAGAGGAAGAAGGCAUUAUGGAAGUAGAAAUCCGAGGGCCCAGGCCUCUCUCAGGCCAGAGAAACCCACCAAAGGAUGUGAUGCUUCAGCUGAGAUCUAAAGCAGAAGUGAGAGUUAGCUGGGUUGGGGGAGGUGGCAGGAGGCCAUGGGCUCCUGUUGUAGCUAGAAAGGUUUGAGGAGAAAAGCAGACCUGUCUAUGGUGUUUGGAAGCUGGAGAACAACAGUGUACCUUGUGAGGGUUGUAGCAAGACGUGACUCUAGCAAGAGACAGAAAUCAGAUGAUGGGGAACCUGAGAAUGUUCUUGAGGAGUUUGCUUUACCAAGACCAAGAACUGUCCUCAAGACCUGACUUUGCUAGCCAUUACAAUGCCAUGACAUCAUGCUAUGUCUCCAUAUUGAUAUUAGGGGAUACAGUCAUUAGCCCAAAGGCACAGACUGAGAAAAUACAACUGCCAGGAUUUGAACCUUGGCCUCUUUGGUUUUUACAGUAGAAUUCAUUUGAUCAUUGAUGCCCUGCGACAGUGUCUGGCUGUGUUGAUUUGGAGCCAACUUUUCUAUCUCUCAACUUCAGUUUGCUCAAAUUACAUACAGCAUUAGUUAGUAUUAGCUUCAUGGACUAUUGAAAAUGAGAAAAUAUACAUAGAAGGCCAACUAUAGUGCAAGGUGUGCAUCUCAUAUUCUUGCACAGAUGUUUUUCCUUCACAGUUCCAGUGACGUGAGACAGAACCCCAUGAGCAGCUGUCUGCAUGCUUACUUGGUUGUCAGCUGUCGUUCGAGGACUGUUGAAAUCCACGUACUAAUCACCUUCCGUGACAGGUCCAGCACACUGUGUUCUCUACCUGCAAGCCUGCUGUCACCGAGGCUUAGGUUUGCUGGCGCAGUUGGCCUCGUGCUUACUCACUUUCCUAGAAUCCUUAUCUCUAGAAGUCACUGUUUUUCCUUCUCCCUCCGGAGCAUAUCCAGCCUGUUCCGCUUAGGACAGAUCUUCAGCUCUUAGCUAGAAUUAGUUUUGAAAUUGUCUGUCUGUUGUUUGAGAUACAAUUUCCUUAGGUAGCUGUUUGGCUUCAAAGUCAACAGUUGCUCCUGCUUCAGUCUCCUGAGUGCUGAGGUUGUUUCUUACUUUAUGGUUGAUUUUUAAGCUUCCUCAUGUUGGUUUUAGGGGCUGAUGCCUCCAGGUGAUAGAAAAAUGGUAUAGGAGCUACUCAGGUUACUAAUUUUCUCAUCAAGCUCUAUGGGAUGCAUUUUGUUUUGUUUUCUUUGCCUGUUUGUUUUUAAUCUUGAAAGGCAUCCUCGGCAGGGCUGGAGAGAUGGCUCAGUGGGUAAGAGCACUGACUGCUCUUCUCUUCCGAAGGUCCUGAGUUCAAAUGCCAGCAACCACAUGGUGGCUCACAACCAUCUGUAAUGAGAUCUGACGCCCUCUUCUGGAGUGUCUGAAGACAGCUACAGUGUACUUACAUAUAAUAAAUAAAUAAAUCUUUAAAAAAAAAAAAAAAAGAAAGGCAUCCUUGGCCGGGCGUGGUGGCGCACGCCUUUAAUCCCAGCACUUGGGAGGCAGAAGCAGGUGAAUUUCUGAGUUCGAGGCCAGCCUGGUCUACAGAGCAAGUUCUAGGAUAGCCAAGUCUACACAGAGAAACCCUGUCUCAAAAAACCAAAAAACCAAAAAAAAAAAAAAAAAAAAGAAAGGCAUCCUCUAUGUUACAUUAUAGGAAUAUUCUUCUUCACACAAUUGGAGAAGCAAAUGUCUAUAUCUAAGCAAUGUGCCCUUUAAUUGAUUCUUUCCGUCUACAGAGUAGACAUUUACUAAGUGUGACUCUGUUCUAGGGCUAGGAGAUAGAGGUGAAAAGCCAUUGUCCCCGUCCUCAAGGAUAAGGCAGACAUUUGAACAAAUAAAUCUGUAUAGAAGUGAAAUGCUGGGAUGGAGGCAUGGUGAACACGUGUCAGUUUGUAUUUAUCACUAUUUGAAGACCAGUAAAAGACUCAGAGACAAUGACAGGCUUGCACUGGAAGAAAAAGGUGGAAGGACGAUAUCUCAAGGGAGGAGAGGAUAUAGCACAGCUCAUGGUCAUUAGAAGAUGAGUGUUCUUGGAGGCCAUUUAGUACCAGAGCGGCAGAUAGCAGGUAGUUAGAAAAGGGGUAGUGGGAGAAGGGCAAGAUACUCUCCUAGUGGUGCCUAGGGCCCAAGAACCUAGGACUGGCAGGAGACUGAAGGGCCUUUUAUGAUUGUCUCUCUUUUUAUGGUCUCCUGGUGGCUAUCAUUUUCUUCCCCAAGAGGAAUACAUAGCUUAUUAACUGUCAAUUUCUGAAUGGCUUUCGUCUCUCCCUACUCAUCUGCACUCUUGGUUAGCCUGGCUAACAGAAAACACACUUUAUUACUUGAAAACCCACGACCUGUUUGCUUGGAGGAACAAAGGUUACCAGGUGAAAGGUACAAGAUAGAUCAGUAUCAUUUGCUUUCCGUAGCACGAGGUAGCUAGGGAGAAUGAAGUCCAUCGGUGACCAAACACCUAUGUUCCUCUUUCACUGGCUGCGUCACCGGAGAGGAGCCUUAAGUUGCCCUGCAAACGCGUUAGACCUCUUGUUUCCGUGGCAGGGGCUGGUGCAGCCUGAGCUGCUCGGGAGGCUUGGGCUCUCACUGCUCUCUGUGCUUGCUUGCAGCUGUGUAAAUGAGUAUGGAAGAUUAUGAUUUCCUGUUCAAAAUUGUUUUAAUUGGCAACGCUGGAGUGGGAAAGACGUGCCUAGUCCGAAGAUUCACUCAGGGUCUUUUCCCCCCAGGUCAAGGAGCCACAAUUGGAGUUGAUUUUAUGAUUAAGACAGUGGAGAUUAAUGGUGAAAAAGUGAAGUUACAGAUCUGGGACACCGCAGGUCAAGAGAGAUUUCGCUCCAUCACUCAAAGUUACUAUCGAAGCGCCAAUGCCUUGAUCCUUACCUAUGACAUCACCUGUGAGGAAUCCUUCCGCUGCCUUCCUGAGUGGUUGCGGGAGAUAGAACAGUAUGCUAGCAAUAAAGUCAUCACUGUGUUAGUAGGCAACAAGAUUGACCUGGCUGAAAGGCGAGAGGUCUCCCAGCAGAGAGCAGAAGAGUUCUCAGAGGCUCAGGACAUGUAUUACCUGGAGACUUCAGCCAAGGAAUCCGACAAUGUGGAGAAACUCUUCCUUGACUUAGCAUGCCGACUCAUCAGCGAAGCAAGACAGAACACACUGGUGAACAAUGUAUCGUCACCCUUACCCGGAGAGGGGAAAAGCAUCAGCUAUUUGACUUGUUGUAAUUUCAACUAAAGGCUGAGGCAAAGAGAAUCAAAGGGAAUCAGUAGUUGCCUUGGUGGGCCGUACGUUGCUAGGGAAUCUGGCAAUGACUAUGGCUCCCGCUCUUGGACCUUCUGACUCCUGUAGGCUCCAGAGCUUACCAAGCAUGCAGGCCAAGGGCCUUGACUGCAGGCCAGCAUUAGCAGAACACAUAAUGGUUUCACCCUUUUGCAGUCUGGCGUUGGAGCAAGGAGAAAAUUGCACUAAGCGCUCCAUGAUCUGCAGAGCAUGUUGCUUUUGUUUUUAAAAAAGCAAGUAAAAAAUGCAUUCCUGAACACAGAGCAGGGGAUCGUGUACUGUAGGAAUCCUUCUGUGUGUCAGCGGGUGCAUGAGGGGCUAUUCUUUAGGCUUCAGUGGUAAUCUGGUGCCCAUGGAUUUCUUGACUACCAGGUAAACCAAAACUGGAAAGGCCAAGUACUGUCUCUGUAGUACUUAUUGAGGACCCCAUGGAGAUUUUGAAAAGUGUUAUUUCUUUUGUCCACAAGCACUUUCAAAACCUUUGGGAUAUAAAAAUGGGAACUCUUCUCACGACCAACAGUAAAAAUUAUUGUUUAACAAUAUAUACAAGCUCCAUGACUCUUUUUGGUGCUAAUGAUUAUGCUAUUUCACAGACCAAACGUUUUAGUACAUUGAUACCCUUAGAUGUAUUACCUAAAAAUAAAAAGAGAAUGGGGGAAAUCCAUGAGUCAGCAGUCUUCUUCAGUCUCAUUACCACCAUUUCUAGGAUGGGUUUGGAUAUGAGAAGCCCUUCUUCUUUCAUAUUCUCCUUGAAAUUUAUUAACAUUCUUCUAUUCUUUCACACUUAUCGUGCCCUUUAGGUAAAUCAAAGUAUUAAAAAAAUGGGGAAAAAUAUAAAUUAUGACAUUCUAAUAAAGAAGAUUAGUUGUAGGACAUGUUGAGUAGCAUGAGAAAACAGAGCAGAUAUGACCAAAAUACUGUGGACUAUGGACUGACUGCAGGGCAGACUUCCAGACAGAGUGCAGCUCUCUAACAGGUCACGCCUUUUCCUUUCGGGAACUAGCCUUGGAGAGGCCAAGGUUUAGGAUUUUGUAGACAUUUUUAGUAUAAUAAGUGAGAAUAGCAAGAGAUGAAAAGUCUCACAAAUCAUUUUUGUAUCUUCAAUAAACUUAGGAAAGUGUGCUCAGGAAGCAGGCUGAGCUGUCCUUUAUUAAUAUUAAUAUUGAUCUCAGAUUCGUCACCAUACAUUUCUUCCCCCUUUAUCUUUUCUUCUCCCUAGUCUCCCCCUGUAGUGUUCCUUUCCCCAUUCCUUCUUUUUCUCUUUCCUCCCCAUACCGGUAUGCACGUGUUACUCGAAGUCUCCAAUUCCGAUGGAGGUGUAUAUGCCUUUACUUAGCCGAUUUCACAACAGGACUCAAGUUGGGACACGUGCUGCUGAAUGACUUCCUGUUUCUUCAGUGCCGUGGCUUGAUGCCUUCCAGUUUGUUCACUGUCAUAGCUGCAAAUACGACAGUAACUAAGUCUGUGUGCUCUUGGUGUUGCUGAAGCUUGCUGUAUAGCAUAACUGAGUAUGAGUCACUGAAUGAGGAUAUGACGGGAAAUUCCGCUGUCGGUAUUGAUGGUGACAAUCCUGGACCUGACAUGUCACUCUUGGAAAGCUACUGAAUUGUAAAGCAAUGAUUCAACAGGGCAGGAUAUUGAUAACACAUUUCUAGCAUUUCUAACAGAGUCCAGAAUGCCCAGUCUUUCUCGCCUGUGACUGCGUGUAUUAUUACCAGUCGUUGGUGUUGAUUGGCUCACUGUGCUCUUCUUGAUUCCACAGGAAAGAAAAAGGCUUCCUACAAGUUUGAACUGUCUUCCCUUUAUAUAGGAAGGGGAAAUAAAUCACUUUAAUGGAAAUCAAAAUCAUCUAUAAUUACCUUUGCUUAAUAGCCAGCAACCAAAGGCAUCAGAAGAUAAACUAAUCAAAGUUACAGAAAAAUAUAUCUUUCUACUGUGAAUGUCCCUAAAUUUAGAUUUAUUACUUUUCUUUAUGGCAAAAUUCUGAUCUCCCCAGCAUAAGAUGACUCAGCCUUGUCUCACAGCACUGUGUUAAAAAUAACGUUGCUUUGUGAACUUUAAGGGCUUUGUUAGAUUGGACUAAUUUAGCUCCAGAAUAACAGCUUUUGGGGUCACAUUUAUGUUAUUUUAUUCUCAUUCCUUUGGGCUUAUAGCACCCCCAUCUGUCCCUUCGAGUUCAGAAGCAGCUCAGAGAGCUCUGCCACAGGUCCAUCUCCCUCUGGGUCUCUGAGUCUUUGAGUAAAUCAUAGUCACCAAUCUUUGGCCUAUUAGUGUGGACACUUGAGAAGCUGGGCCCUUCCGUUCCACAGUUCUGUGAAUUUAAGAUUAGGCCAUUGGGAUAUUUGUUCAGCGAUGUAUCUCAAGUUUGAGAACAAUCCUUGACAAUACUGUAGGUGCAAUAAAUACCAAUUGAAUAAAUGAGUCAGUGCCAAGAGUUUUGUUUGUUUGUUAUUUUAAAGUGAAAGUCCUUAAAGUGGUUCUUGAGAUAGAAUCAUUUCAAUCUAGGGCAGGACAUAAAUAUUAUUUUGCCUAAUAAUUCUUAUUGCCAGGGCAAUAUUUGCUCAGAUAAGCCUCCUUUACAUAUAAUUAUUCAAUGGUGAAACCCCCCCCCAAGUUUUGGUUUAUUGUGAUGUCAGCUCAUCCUGACAAGGCCAUCGCUUCUUCUAUUUGUAGUAUGACAAUUUUUUUUUACUUUUUAAUAAAAUUAUUAAAUAUGUGACCACCUUUUCAAUUUCCAAUGAAAAUACAUGUUCAGGGUGUAGAGUCAAGCUUGGAAAAACUCUGUAGGAUUGUAGGUUUCUGAUAGACUGUGUCCUCAAAGAACUUAGCGGUUUCUCCUUUCUUACACAGAGCCGUGUUCCUUUGUAUCUUUCAUUAGAUCUGUUGGAUUAUAUUAAUAUUUAAUUACAUAGAGCCAAUCAUGGUUUGUGUAGACUUCAAAAGUUACAUCAUUGGCUUUUUCCGGCUUUCAUCCCCUCUCCCCACCCGUAGUUUAGUCAUUUUUUUAUGUCAGCAUCUUUCCCUAACUAAAAAUGAAACUGAAGUGUAUUAGCAUUCUAGUAUGUCAGGUUUUGAUUUUGAAAUUAUUAAGAAACCACUGACCAAAACAAGAUGUCUGGACUAGUAUGAUUGAAAGCAGUGAGGCUCGAUGGAGGGAGGAAGAAAGCAGAAUCUUUCUCUUCUCUUCAUCAGAGUGUACCUGGAAGGACCCGAGUGAUUCCCGGUGUUAGAGCAGGGACUUGCCAGUCUACUCUUUGAGCUAGCCCACAGCAUCAACUUCACUUAGACUAAUUCUGAACAAACAGCUGCAAAUCAUUUCGAACCUGAUUUUUACCCCCAUGUGUCCUAUCAGUGGCCUUAAAGACAGGGAAAGUUCUGAGUCUUAGUCCUCCAGAAUGUUCUGCAUCUCAUGGCCGGAUGUACUUACUAGGGAUCACGUUCUUACUAGUUUCUGAAAGAAGUUGUAGUUUUGUUUUGUUUUUUAAAGAAUUUUUAACAGCGACGGUUCCUUUCUUCCUUCAAGCAUGGUCUUGACAGGUGUGUUUCACAUCUCCUUCUCUGACAAGAUGUAUUCCACAUAAGCAAUUAUUGUUAAACACUAAAUGAAGAAGAUAGAUGUUCUUUUCUGGGAUUUUUGUUCCUGUGGCACGAGUUUAUCUAUGUUUGUUUAUCUAUGAAAGCUGUCUUUCCCUUAUACUAUACAUACAGGCAAUAUUGGUUAAUGAUAGUAUCCCUUCAGGUCAGUCAUUACUAUUGAGUAAUAUAGAUGGUUCCUCGCCUCCUUCCUAAAUCACAGGAUGUUCAUGUUAUAAUUACUCUGGGGGAGACACUGCUUUUUACUUUUUAUCUUGUUUUUUUUGUUUUUGUUUUUUUUUUUUGUUUUUUUUUUUAGACAAGAUCUCAGUCUAUAGCUCCAGAAAUCAGGCUGGCAUAGAAAUCACAAUGUAGUUCAGGCUGGCUUUGAACUCAUGGUAAUUCUCUUCCCUUAGUCUUACUAUAAUUAACAAGCCACCAUGGUUUAAUUCUUUGAAACUAAAAACAAAUGGAGGGGUAACUAGUGGGGGUAAAUGAAUUUAACACACGAUAUUUGAAGAUUAUUUGGAGGAUUUUUGUAGGACAUGGCAUAGAGAGGAAUAUAAAAGAUACUUCACAGUUGAAAGAAAUAGAAUGAAGACUAUCACACCCAAGCCAUAGAAACACAGAUUAGGCUGUGUUGGGAAGAAUAUCGUGAAAAAAAUUGGAACCCUCUGUAGUAGCCGCCUUCCUGUCAAACAAAUGAUAGAUACAAACUGAGCAAAGAAAAUGUGCACAGGACCUAUAGAGUUGAGAGGAUUGGCCCAGAUGCUCUAUAAACUCAGAAUCCUAAAUAGCAGUACCUUUUCUUAUGCUCAAUUAAAUAUAUGUUGACCAACAGUUGAUGAUAUUUUUUUUUAAAGGCAUUAUAUUCUGUCACAGCCUUUUAGGGAAAAGGUUGGGUCACAUGUCCUUAGACCAAGACACUGAUCUGCCAUUAAGUCCUAAGCUAAAAACUCUUGUUCGUCCCUGUUGAAAUCAAACUGGCUUACGGGUUAAAAAUGGAAGAAAUAUCAUUUAGGCAGAGGUUAUAUGAAAUCAUAGAAAUUAUUCAUCUCAUUUGGCCUAAUAAACAGUGUGUUCUCUUCAGGAUGUUAGAAGUAAUUUAGCAUAGGAGAACCUUCCAUUAGAGAAUCCCCAACAGUUCAGUGUUCAUGAGAGGACAGGAGGAUCACAGGGAGGACGGCAUCCUUAAGAUCUGCUUUUGGAAGUCUCAAAUGACAUUUGGAGAUUUUGCUGAUUGUGGAGAAAGAGAAUUUAAAAGAGUGAAGGCCAAUUUGCUUCAUAUAUAAAGUAAAUGCAUGCACAAAGUACAAAACAGGUCUUUAACGUGAAAAUAAAAUAACUAAAAACAAUGUUUGCUAAUUAAAAUGUGUGAGCCAAAUGAUCACAUUGUAAAGCUCCUUGCCCCCUUUCCAGUCUGAUAGACUUACUUGGUUUUUAGAAAAGGAAAACAUUGCUCUUGAAUCAGUAUGGAAUGAAACACACUUGAAUAUGGUGAGACUUUCUCUGACUAGGUAAGAAAUCAGAAUAUAAAGGCUAGUUCUGCUUUGACCCUAUAAGGUGUGUGAGUUACAUUUUUCCCCCAGCUGAGUUAGAGGAGAAUGACAGAGGCUGAGCCAUGUUCUGAUUAAAUUCUUGGUCAGUGAUGACUGGUAGCUCAGACAAUGAUAUAUAGAAAGGUAUGAAAGGCAGGCACUAGGCUGGCUGUGUGCAGCCCUACAAUAGAAAAAUUAGUUGGGGGUUUAAGCAAAGUUUGAACAGUUUUUUUUUCCAUCUGUGAGACGGACCUGUUAGGAAUAUGCUGAAAAUUAGAUGAGAUAAACUGAAAAUAUGUUGCCCAGCAAACAGGAAAAACUCAAAUAUUAGGUUUUUGUGUUGUUUGUUUGUUUGUUUGUUUUCUCUCCUCUUAGUUAAGAAUAGGCCUUGGCAGUUGGAGCAGUGACAUGUGACUUUAGUCCCAGGUACUUGGGAAGCUGAGGUGGGAGCUAAGGCAGCACAGGAGACUCCAUCUCAAGACUGUAAGGAAUGAUUUGGGUCAGUCUGUUACAAAGAAAAGAAGUCCAUUUCGAUGAGGGUUCCUUAAAAGGAAGUGUCUGAUUCGAUUUGCUUUUACAUGUCAGUCACCUGUUUCUUCCCAUACACCUUGAGAGACAUUUUUGUCUCAAUAGACGAUUCCAGGGUUGCAAACUCCUCGUUAUCAGGAAACUUUCUCUUAGAACUGAAAUACCUCACAGUGCAAUACAAACCUCUUGUUGAUUUCAUUCUCCAUGGGAAGAAAAUGGCUUGGUUGUUAUCUGUCAGGGGUCCCACUUGCUGUCUGUUAUUGCCCAUUGUCAGCUAUUUGAAAACAAAGUCGUAACAGUGUGUGAAGGUGGCGGUGAUCCUUAUCCUCCUGGUGAACAUCAGGACAGUUGUUGACUAGCUCUUAAUUUCUUACUGGGAUCAGAUUUAGAUAAUCCUAUUGUUGAUUAGUUCUUUAAUUAUCCAUGCAUUUCUCCCUUUACUAAUAAUGUAUAGUGGAUAUCCCAGCAAGACUAAUUCUGGUUCUGUGACUCUUCUCCAUCUAUAGGUAGAAAUGAUAUCAUAAAUCCCAGUUAUGUGAUCUGCUUUUAGAUUUAAUUCUACAUCAACAUUAUUGUAUGAAUGUAUUACUAAUACUUUAAAUGUUUUUAUCUCCCUUUCUAUGUGUGUGCUACAUUUUGAAAUAAAAAUUAGGGUACUAACUUCCUAAUAGAGCAAAAAUUCAAGUGCAGGGUUAAGAAAAGAAUUUGUUUGGUUAGAAUAAUUCACUAGCUGAUGAAUGGCACAUCGCUUUUGUUUAAUAUUACACAGUUAUGCCUGGAUUAAAUAAUAAUAAUAAACUUGAUAAAGCCCUCUGAAAAACAGCUGCUAAGCGUACUGCUUCUGGAAUGUAAUCAUUAGGAGUAAAUAUUUUCAUGUUCUAUACAAUUACAGAAUGUUAGUGGAAGUUUAUUGUAGACUAUUUGACAAUGAAUGUCAGUUGAUUUAUUAAAUGAAUUUUUUAAAGUACUUUUAUCCUUUUUAGGGCUGAUUGGGACUUUUAGGUCCCUGACAUAAAACAUUUCAAAUGAUUGGAAUGCUGGCUUCUCACUUCGCUCAUUGGAGUGUCCAUCUAGCUCUGCCUGAUGUUAGCACUCCUUUGAUGGUGUGGAAACGAGAUGCACAAAUCUUUCUCAAGUAGUGCAUGAGCAAAGUUGCUGUUUUCAGAAAAGAAAAAAAAUUCUAAAAAUUGCAACUAAUAAAGAACAAAGACAAGACUUUGAAGAAAGUGUGCCCUGUAUGUUAUUGCACACACUGUAAUGCAUGACUUUCAGCAUAAGGAUAACAUACGAUGCAAAAUAUUUCAUUCUGGAAAUCUCCACAGCUAGUUAAAAUAUUUGUAGAAGCUGCUUUGUGGAGACUUAGAAAAUCCCUUAUUUUAUUCAUUUUCUUAUCUCUCCAUUAAAGCACUAAUAUUUUAUACAGUUUCAGCAAGCAGGUUGACCAGUAUAUUUUAUGAACUCAGUUCCUAAUAUAUGGCUACUGGCUUUAUGCAUAGGAUCUCAGUAAACGCCACACAUAUAUAUCACUAUAUAAAUCCUAAUCAUCUGCUUUAAUAGAUGCAUAGUUCUUGGUUUAAAAUGUGAUAUGCAGAUAUUAAUUGUACAAUAUAUAUUUUGUGUCCAUGUAUUGAAUUUACUUAACAAAAAGGCCAUUAUAAAUAUAAGCCAUUUGUAACCUGAGUAUAAUUAGUUCAAAACAUUGUCUAGAAAGAUGAUUUGUAAAAAAUUUAGUCCAAUUUCAAAAGGGGGACAAAGAGGAACCAGGAACUCAAAAAAAGCAUUUUUAAGUAAAAUUGUAUCUUUAAAAAUUUCAGAUAAUUUCACACACAGUAACUUGCCCCUUUGAAGUAUAAAAUUCAGUGUUUUUAGUAUACUCAAUAUAUUGUACAUUGUCACUGUCUAACUUCAGAAUAUGUCAUUCCCCAAAGGCUCUGUAUCCAUUAGCAGCCAAACCUUCUCCUUCCACAGUAUCUGGGAACAAUCUAUCUGCUUUCUGACUAUGGAUUUGCCUUUCAUAUAAAUAUAAUUAGACAAUGUGGCCUCUUGUGCCUGGCUUCUAUUAAGGUUUUCAAGACUCAUCUGUAUUGUAGCAUGAGUCAGUAUGUUCUUUUUAUGGCUAAGUAAUAUUGUGUGUGUGUGUGUGUGUGUGUGUGUGUGUGUGUGUGUGUGUGAGAGAGAGAGAGAGAGAGAGAGAGAGAGAUUUUAUUUGCAAGUUAAUCAAAUAUUGGACAUUUAGAUUUUUUCUACUUUCUGGCUAGUAUAAGUAAUGCUGCUAGAACAUUUAUGUAAUUUUUGUAUGUGGUCAUGGUUUCUUUCACAUCUCAAAAACAGAUUAACAAAUUAAGUAAUUUGUAUUUAUUUAAAUAGAAUCUUUUUAAAGUCCUGCUUGGAGAAUGAAACUUAUGAUCUUGAUUAAAGUGGUCAAUUGAACUCUAGAAUAAUGCCUGUCAGGUAUGUCUGUAAGAAUAUUUUUGUGAGGAUGUCAUUUUGAUAUGGUUAUCAAUUUCAUGAGUCCUUGUAGAAAUUACAUUGUCUGAGAAUUUCAAAGUUCUCCACAUUCCUUGAAAGACAGCUAUCAAUCAUACUGGAGCGGGCACUCCUUAAACUUGGUAGGACCAUUCAGUCAAUGAAGGAGCAUUUUAAAGGUGUGGUUUCUUACAUUCUAACUAUCUCAACAUUUGCAUCUUGGAAAAAAGAUCAUCAAAUUGCCAAGCCUCCUGAGUGUUGUAGUUUAAGUUUUUAUUAUUAAGAAGUAAUUCAUAACGAGAGCAAAAGUGUCAAGAAUGUAUUUUGUGUGCAAAGAAUGAAUGUAUUUAACAAAAUCUUCUUAUUUGUAACAAUUUUUUUAAAAGUUGAAUGGAAAUUGAUUUCUCAUGUACUUGUACAUAAAUAAACAUUUCCUGUUGCCCCCA
Messenger RNA from Mus musculus (house mouse), 26377 nucleotides. It is a transcript of the gene Rab30, whose product is annotated as RAB30, member RAS oncogene family. Lineage: Eukaryota; Metazoa; Chordata; Mammalia; Rodentia; Muridae. Bases 17170 to 17781 code for a protein of 203 amino acids. The transcript has 4 exons. Gene Ontology annotation, biological process: Golgi organization; Rab protein signal transduction. The record is from RefSeq and is a predicted model, not a curated record. Gene Ontology annotation, molecular function: G protein activity; GTPase activity; GTP binding. Gene Ontology annotation, cellular component: cytoplasm; autolysosome membrane; Golgi membrane.